GCGUGACAUAACCUAGCGGUGUUUGCGUUUACCCCCCCAUCAUCGGUUUAUUACGUGGUUUUACGGAGGUGCGAUCGUACGCGAGAAAUCAGUGUCACAAGCGUGCACAAGCGGAUCCGCGAGUUUCGCGAUUAUUCGUAUCGUCGUCGGCGACGAUCGCGUGAUGGCCGAACGUGGUAAAACGGCAACCAUCGUGCGUGGUUACUGUCUGGCCGCACGGUGCAUCUAGUUCCUCGGGGGGGCCGGGAUUCGUAAGUUAGAAAAAAUUUAACGUAGUUUCCCCGUCGGUGCUCGGCGUGUUUGCGCACCGGACGUUCCGGACGAACAAACGAGCGAGCAAGCGAGCAAACGGACAAGGUUGGGCGGGGAGUGUCGUUGUCAUCGGUGCUGUGGGUGUCGUCGCGACAUAUUUACACGGUGCGCAAUUCCCGUGGUUGUGCGUGAGAUUGAGUGAGAGAGGUGGCGAGAAGAGGGAGAGAGACGAAGACAGAGACAGAGUGCGAGCGUGGCGAGGAUCGCGCGAGCGUCGAAAGUAACGAGUCAUCUACCGAUCCAAGAUGGCAGAAGGCCAGCAGGAGGGUGGUCCGAAGAAGAUCAUCGUCACCGUGAAAACGCCGAAGGAGAAGCAGAGCGUGGAGAUCGAAGAAAAUGCUACGAUAAAGGACUUCAAGGAGGCGGUCGCGAAGAAGUUCAGCGCUCAGACCGAUCAGCUGUGUCUGAUUUUCGCUGGCAAGAUAAUGAAGGAUCACGAGACCCUCGGAACUCACAACAUCAAGGAUGGUUUAGCAGUGCAUUUGGUUAUUAAAGCACCGCGUACAGACACCACGCAGAAUCAGCAAGAAUCUAAUCAGAAUCAGAGACCACAGGCUAAUAUCAGUGCCAGUCCAUUUGGAUUGGGUAGUCUAGGUGGAUUGGUAGGAUUAGAAUCGCUUGGAUUGGGAACAGCCAAUAUGAUAGAUUUACAGCAAAGAAUGCAACAAGAAUUACUGUCAAAUCCGGAAACCAUGCGUCAAGUGCUAGACAAUCCGUUUGUACAGAGUCUAAUGAACAAUCCAGAGAAUUUACGUAAUUUGGUGGUUGCAAACCCCCAAAUGCAAGAACUAAUGCAACGUAAUCCAGAAAUCAGUCAUAUGAUGAACAAUCCUGAACUUUUACGGCAAACAAUAGAGUUGGCGCGUAAUCCAUCAAUGCUUCAAGAAUUGAUGCGUUCGCACGAUCGAGCACUGUCUAAUCUAGAGAGCAUACCUGGUGGCUACAGUGCACUGCGUCGCAUGUACCGCGAUAUUCAGGAACCGAUGCUGGCAGCGGCGACAAGCGGACGUAAUCCGUUUGCCGCUCUGGUAGAGAACAGCAAUUCCUCUAAUCAGGACACCCAAAAUCCACAACAGGGUCAGGAAAAUCGGGACCCUUUGCCGAAUCCGUGGAGUCAGAAUCAGAGCGACAGCGGUACGGCGCAGCAGGGUCAGAGCAGAGGUUUGUUAGACUCUCCGGGUAUGCAAAGCCUUACGGCACAGAUGAUGGAAAACCCGCAACUUAUGCGAAACAUGCUGAACGCCCCGUACACAAGAUCCAUGUUAGAGGCGAUGGCUGCCGAUCCAGCAAUGGCCAGUCGAGUUAUCGCGGCGAAUCCGUUCCUACGUGGCAAUCCGCAGAUGCAGGAACAGAUGCGCGCUAUGAUGCCCGCUUUUAUUCAACAAAUGCAGAAUCCACAAAUACAGAGCGUUGUCACUAAUCCAGAUGCUUUAGCAGCUAUCAUGCAGAUUCAGCAGGGUAUGGAACAGUUGCGUACCGUAGCUCCGGAACUCGUGGAAAAUAUGGGUCUCACAGCACCCGCGGCUGCAACACCGAAUACCACAGGCACGAAUAGCAAUGUGUCGGCUAACCCAUCAUCGGACACUAAUCAGCAGGAUGAGUUUUCUCAGUUUAUGGCACGUAUGGUUUCUGCAAUGGCAUUAAAUCAAGGUGUAGAUGUUGACGGCCAACCUGUACCUCCAGAAGAACGUUACAGAGCACAAUUAGAGCAACUUACGGCUAUGGGUUUUCUUAAUAGAGAUGCUAAUUUACAAGCGCUCAUCGCUACGUUCGGAGACAUAAACGCCGCCGUUGAGAGACUACUCUCCAAUGGACAAGUAUCUAUGAGCUAACCACCAAUCUGCAAUACUGUUAUUCCAAUAUUAUCAUUAAUUUUGUCCUUAUUUACCUCUUACGUUAGAUGUGAGAGAUAUUUGAGGUAACUGGCUGUCAAAAAUUAUGAACUUAUAUUCUCCUCUCCCCCUUUUCCCUUUCCCGUGUCUCAGUCUUAAUGGAAUACACGCUACUCGUUCUUUCAAUUUGCGAUUUUUCUUGUUUUGAUUUGAUUUAGAUUUGUGUUUUAAGCGAUAAAUAGAAGUCGAUGGUGAUUACCAGGGAUGUGCAAACGGGAAACGUGCAAAGCGCCUCAGAGUUCCCGACUUUGGGAGAUUCUCCGAUCAGUCAUGAUAAUUAUUUCUUGUUAAGUGUAUGCGUGUUUCCAAUGAAAAUUAUGAUUUACGACAGUUGAUCAAAGAUAAUAUUUGACAAAUAAAAAAGUGUAAUUUUUGGCGGAAGUUUACAUUCUUCCGAAAUAAAUAUACACGAGAAAAAAAGCCUUUUUUCAAGAUAUACGCCUAAAAACUGAUCUUGAAAUAAAAAAGUUUUUAUGUAUAUAUAAUUUUCUAUUAAUUGUCAAACUGAUCUUGAAGUAAGAGUUUUUAUGUACACGUAAUUUCUUCGCUUUUUCUGACAUCACGUGACACUAUUAUCUAAGACGGCUCUGUAGCGAGUAAUCAGAAGUCUUAAUAAAAUACGUACUUUUCAAUGUAGACAUUGAAAAGAAACAAUAGUGUGUUAAUAAAGACUGUUCUCCUCUCCCCAUUACCUUUGCACGACCCUGAUAAUUGCCAUUGUUAUUCGUUUCGUAAUCAGUUGUUCACCUUUUUAAACUUUGUUGUUAAUUCUCGUCUGUGUAUAUUCUUCGAUGUGCUCUAAACUGUAAGCUCCGUUGAUGUCCUUUUAUGUAGAUUUCUUUACGAAAGUUGUCAAACAGACUUGUGCGAGUAGAUUGAUAAAAAAAAAAAAAGUAAUAAUAAUAAUAAGAUCAUGUUUAUAAAGUUCAAAGCGUUAAAAUCCUUACGACGUUUCUUAGAAGCAUGAACGGAACCUAUGGAGAAUAUUAGAUUGCCGCUAUUUAACUCGCUUUCUCUCGGCUUCGUCGAUCAAUUGAGAGAUUUGUAUUCGUCGCAGAGCGUUCGGUCGAUCAUUCUUUUUUGUUUUCGGAUGUAAUUUGUAGCCUCGUAGCGCGUAUACACGUUAUUUGUACUUUCCAGAUAGAAGAACAAAUGGACGUUUAAAUCAGCUGGGAAUGAAUGUAAUGCUUUGCGCACGGAUUUCUUAAUUAUUUUAUACGUAAAAAAAAAAUAAAAUAAAGAAAAUAUGAAGUACAUCCCGGAAGACGGAAUCCGCGUUGCUCUCGAAAAGCACGAUCCGUGAUUCUGUAACACACACAUGUACACACACGUUUCCAUGUAAGGUUUUAUAUAGGAUACCGAGUGUAACAGUGGCUUUCUUUUAACAAAAAAAAAAAAAAAAAAAAAAUUUCUCUUACUGGUGUGCACCGUUGGUCUCUCCGUUGGUUUCAUUUGAUCGUAGCGUAAAAAAAACUACUUAUAAGUAAGCGUUACAUGUCUUGUAAUACAAAUCUAGAAAUUUGUAGCGUGAUAAUCGAGACAUACUGCGUAUAGGUUGUUCAUAGACAUUGUGCGAGACAAGGAUCGGACAUAAGUGACACGUAAAAAAGAAAAAAAACUGGACUCAAAGCAGGCAACAUCUCUUAUGCUGGAAAUAGACUAUGCGUGUAUUCGUGAUUCGUGAUUCGCGAUUCGCGAUUCGUAGCGAUGCGCUACGUAGUAGUUACGCGAAUACACGCAAAAAGUGUGUUUGUAUAAUCGCGAAUCACGAAUCACGAAUACGCGCAUAGUCUAGAGGUAGCAUUAAUCGUCAGUUAGCUCUAAAGACAAGGAUGCAGAGAAACUAAGAGUGUGUGUUGUAAAUUUAUCUUUAUCGGGGGGAGGGGGGAAGAAAAAAACAAAGAAGAAGCAGUUACACAUAUGAUUUUAAUAUUUUUGAUUGAUGUACGAUUAUAUACGAGAUAAAUAUUCAUGCGCAUUAUAUUGUAUCUUUUAUGUGUAUUCAGUAUACUUCACUGGACGAGACAUUCAGCUGUAAAAGCGAUUAUAUAUUACAUUAAAUAAAGUUGGUUGAUUCA
Molecule: messenger RNA, 4282 nt
Organism: Pseudomyrmex gracilis
Lineage: Eukaryota; Metazoa; Arthropoda; Insecta; Hymenoptera; Formicidae
Gene: Ubqn
Product: ubiquilin-1
Exons: 7
Coding region: 558-2144 (528 amino acids)
Biological process (GO): ubiquitin-dependent protein catabolic process
Cellular component (GO): cytosol
Molecular function (GO): polyubiquitin modification-dependent protein binding
Source: RefSeq, a predicted model, not a curated record